UUAAUUUAUUCCCUUGUUUCAGUUGACUUGGUUACUUACAUAACAAGGUUUCAGUGGGACAUGGCUAAAUAUCCAAUCAAGCAGUCCCUGAAAAAUAUUUCUGAAAUAAUUGCCAAGGGAGUGACUCAGAUUGACAAUGACUUGAAAUCUCGAGCAUCUGCAUAUAAUAACCUGAAAGGAAAUCUUCAGAAUUUGGAACGAAAGAAUGCAGGAAGCUUGCUAACUAGAAGUCUAGCAGAAAUUGUGAAGAAGGAUGACUUUGUUCUUGAUUCAGAGUAUCUCAUCACAUUACUGGUCGUAGUUCCCAAGUUAAACCACAACGACUGGAUGAAGCAGUAUGAAACGCUCGCUGAAAUGGUAGUUCCAAGGUCUAGCAAUGUUCUCUCAGAGGAUCAAGACAGCUACCUUUGUAAUGUCACCUUGUUUAGGAAGGCGGUUGAUGACUUCAGGCACAAAGCCAGGGAAAACAAAUUCAUUGUUCGUGACUUCCAGUAUAAUGAAGAGGAGAUGAAAGCAGAUAAAGAAGAAAUGAACAGGCUUUCUACUGACAAGAAAAAGCAAUUUGGACCACUCGUGCGGUGGCUGAAAGUGAAUUUCAGUGAAGCGUUUAUUGCUUGGAUUCAUGUGAAAGCGUUGAGGGUUUUUGUUGAGUCUGUUUUAAGGUAUGGCUUGCCAGUGAACUUCCAAGCAAUGCUACUUCAGCCUACUAAGAAAACAAUGAAGAAACUAAGAGAAGUAUUAUAUGAAUUGUAUAAACAUCUAGACAGCAGUGCAGCUGCUAUUAUUGAUGCACCUAUGGAUAUUCCAGGCUUAAACCUGAGUCAACAGGAAUACUACCCCUAUGUGUACUACAAGAUUGAUUGCAACUUGCUGGAAUUCAAGUAAACUCGAGCUCCCUGCAGACAGACCUGACCUUGUGUUGGUGUAUGCUGACAGAAAUAGGUUGCAGUCUGACAGCACUUUUAACUCUUAUCACCCUCCGCUUGCUUCUGACCCCUUUCCCAGGUGAAUUCUUCCAUUGUGGUCCAUUCCCAAACAUUUUCUUUUUAAGGGAAAAUAUAUUGUCUUGUUUCUUUUUAUUGGUCAGGUCUGUAAAUGUGUACUAAAAAGAAAAAGAAAUCAGAGUCUAUUUAUAAACAGAAUAGUUUAUUUAAAGAGGUCUUUCCUCAUCGAUGUUGUGGUAUGCAUAAUUCCAUUUGUUACUGUUGUGCACAAAUGCCUUGUUUACAAGGGAAUGGUGUAAACAUUUAUACCAUCUGUUCACUGUAUUUAGUAGACAUAACUGUUUAAUAGUUACUGAAUCGUGAUGUAAAGAAAUGUACAAUAUUCAGAUAUGUGUUUUCUGAAUGUUUCAAAUCACAAUCUCUGAGCACUGUUGACACCCACAGGAGAGAAUAAAAUUACCUGUGCAAAGGUG
This is a messenger RNA of Hipposideros armiger (great roundleaf bat), 1417 nucleotides long. It is a transcript of the gene ATP6V1C1, whose product is annotated as ATPase H+ transporting V1 subunit C1. The transcript has 9 exons. The record is from RefSeq and is a predicted model, not a curated record. NCBI's taxonomy places the organism in Eukaryota, Metazoa, Chordata, Mammalia, Chiroptera, Hipposideridae. The coding region runs from base 61 to 885 and encodes 274 amino acids. Gene Ontology annotation, biological process: proton transmembrane transport. Gene Ontology annotation, molecular function: proton-transporting ATPase activity, rotational mechanism. Gene Ontology annotation, cellular component: lysosomal membrane; vacuolar proton-transporting V-type ATPase, V1 domain.